Molecule: messenger RNA, 186 nt
Organism: Miscanthus lutarioriparius
Lineage: Eukaryota; Viridiplantae; Streptophyta; Magnoliopsida; Poales; Poaceae
Source: the annotation of a GenBank genome assembly
AUGGCCAUCUACGACCUCGCGGCCGUGCUGCUUCCUGGCGGCCCUUUGAGGAUGCUGCUUGAGCUGGCCAUACAGAGGAAUGAGGAGAUAGAGAAUCUGUGGAUGAAGAGGUACUGCGAUACAGAGGAACAGAGGUACUGCGAUAGGAUGAAGAGGAACAGAGAAUUUUACCCAUCAAUCUACUAA